AUGGAGUCCUCCACCCCCAAGCGCAAGCGCCUCUCGUACGCCUGCAACUACUGCCGUGAAAAGAAGACCCGCUGCGAUGAAGGACAGCCCUCCUGCCGCAACUGCAGAGUUGCCGGGGUGCAAUGCAUCACCACCGAUAAGCGUCGUGCAGGGGCUGUUGUCACCAGCCGGCGACGACCCAGUCCCAACACUGCUUGCAAUACGGUAACUACACCGGUGGAGAAUGCUGUCAACACACCCGUGUCUUUAACCCAGCCCUCGCCGUUACCAGUAGCUGCCAGCCAGGGUUUACGCCCGCCGGCGCAAUUCUGGGACCGGUCCGGCUGGCGUAGCGGGCGGCUGCCCAUGAUGCCCCGGUUUAUUGGGGGCUCCAUGUUCGAGAUCAUGACCGAAUGGCUGGAUCUAGCGUUCUAUCGCUUGAGGAUCCCUGCACCGUACCCGGCUUCGUUGCCGUCAGGUUCAGCCCUUCCGGUAUCUGUAUCUGUACCACCAUCGCCGCCAAUUCUGCCAUCAGGCUCGGAGAUGCGCCUGUUGGGUCAAAGGUUUCUACAGACCGUCUGCUGCAUCUUUCCCUUCAUGACUGAGGGUGAGAUAUACCAGAUCUGUGAUUCGAACCUGACAGGAUCUCCUUCAGGACAAGCGCUGGCCUACCUCAUUGCGGCUGCUGCGUCCAUGACAGAGGGAGGCUCACAGCCAGAAGACUACAUCGCUUACUGCAACACACUCCUCGGUCACGUGGUAGCAGAACGAACCCUGCAGUCCGCUCAGGCUAUUUUUCUCUUCGCUAUUGUCCUGCGGAGUUCUGACCACAUCGCCUGGGCAUGGGACGUUCUGUGCUUAGGCGUUUCAAUCGCACAGUCGAUCGGUAUAAACCAAGCGACCACAGCAGCACAAGGCUCGACAUGGUGGUGCGUGUACGUGUUCGAGAAGAUCCUCGCUUUCGAGAGCGGACGUGCCUCGAUGAUAUGGGAUCGUGAGUUGUCACGCUCUGCCCAACUAGACGACGACGACGACGAUCCAACAGCGAAGUACAAAUGGACUUGUAUCAGCCUGGCCAACACGCUGCAUGAGAUGCAAGACCGCGCGGCAGGUGCGUGGCGGAGAGAGGAAUGGCUGCCACAAAGCGUUGAUGAAGCCAUCGAGGAGAAGAUUCACACUGGGGGAGAGCUGGCAAUGCUCCUGGACUACUGGUGGGGUGGUCUACCCACUGAAUAUCGGACUGGAUCAGCGUUCUCCCAACAGUCGGCGUUUCUAUCAUUCUACUAUCAAUACGCACUUAUCCUUCUCAACCGGAGCGUUCUCCUAAUUGAGGCUUCUGAGUUGCGUGAAAUGACUUCCCGCUACGCUGCCGGGAAGCCAUGGCAGCAUCGCCUUGCCAACGGGGCUGGAGUGUGCGUCGAAGCUGCCAGAGACAUGAUCAAGCUCACUGUUGCCACGGUUGACUCCGGAUUGCCGACAUACCUGACGGCGUUAACUUCGCCUCUCAGCGCCGUAUAUGCCCUGGCUGUGCAUAUCCUCCGGGAGCGCCGCUCCCUGCUUGCUCGGUCUGAUCUUGAGCUCAUGAAAGCUGCUAUUGGAAUUAUACGACAACAUUACGCGCGAUUAGAUGACAUUCAACGAGUGAAUGAGGUUCUAUCUGCGCUCGAGACGUACACGGCAGACUGCUUAAACGGACAAGUCCCAGAAUCCUUCGGGAUCUACAACUAUGGGGCCCUUCAGCGCUAG
Molecule: messenger RNA, 1725 nt
Organism: Aspergillus mulundensis
Lineage: Eukaryota; Fungi; Ascomycota; Eurotiomycetes; Eurotiales; Aspergillaceae
Product: putative Zn(II)2Cys6 transcription factor
Exons: 4
Coding region: 1-1725 (574 amino acids)
Biological process (GO): DNA-templated transcription; regulation of DNA-templated transcription
Molecular function (GO): zinc ion binding; DNA-binding transcription factor activity, RNA polymerase II-specific; DNA binding
Source: RefSeq, a predicted model, not a curated record